ACUAUUAUGAAGAAAAAUGGAAUGAUCCGACUUGAUAACAGUGCUAUAGGUGUAAGAAUGAAGAUGGGAUGUGAGGCUUCUGUUUAUUUAACAUUGACCGACACCCAUAGGCAAUGCUCCCUCCUUCAAGGACUGUGUGGAAACUAUAACAACGAUUACAAAGACGAUUUUCAAGCACUCAGCGGCAAAGUCAUGAAGGAUAGCGAUUCCUUCGCAAAUAGCUAUCUCAUAAAAACUACUAAAGCCGUGUGCAAACCAACAUUCGGUAUUCCAGAUUUUUGCAAUGGAACUCAGAUGAAGAUGGCUGCUGCCCAAAAAUGUUCUUAUCUACAGUCGAAUGUAUUUAAAAAGUGCCAGCAACUGAUUGAUACGGAAAGAUGGGUAAAACUGUGUCAGAAUGAAAUCUGUUCUGCACAAACAUCACAACAGGAAAAACAAAUGUGCAAAGUAUUUGAAAGUUAUUCAGAAGAUUGCAGAGAAGAAGGAGUUGUUAUUCAAUGGAGACGUAAAGACGUUUGCCCGAAAACAUGCCCCGCAGGUUUCAUUUAUACUGAGUGUACCACAGCUUGUGAACCAACAUGUAGCCGGUUGUAUUCUUUUGUCCCUGACGAAUGUUAUAAAAGUUGCAGUCCUGGAUGUCAAUGUAAACCCGGAACAAUUAGAGAUGGAGACAAAUGCGUUUUACCAAAAGACUGUUCCUGUGUUUAUAAGGAUAAAAGGAUGCCAGCUGGUUCAACUGUUCAAAUGGACUGCAACAAAUGUGUCUGUAAGCUUGGCAGAUGGGAAUGCACAGAACAGAGAUGCCCUUCAAAAUGUACCGUUUCGGACAGAGCUUUGUACAAGACAUUUGAUGGAACUGAAUUUAGAAUCGAACCAGCGGCUUGUAAAUAUACUUUAAUUGAGCCUCAACCGAAUAUAGUAGACGAGCGCACACGGUUAAAGAUAGAAGCUGUAUACGAAAGUUGCGGCGGAACAAUGGUCGCUGAUAAAAAUUGUCUGAAAGGUUUCACUAUUCAGUCAGCAAAAAUGUCCGUUGAGAUUUCUGAUGUCACCGCUGUUGUCAAUUCUGAUGUCGUCAAAUCAUUUCCUUUCAUUGAUGCUGACAUUUACAUCAAGCAAGUGUCAUCUGAAUUCUUUUUCAUCCACAUGAAAUAUUUAGAUAUACUAUAUAAACCGAAGAGCCAAAUUUCCAUCACUGUUGAUCCAGUCUUUGCCUCAAAGAACUUUGAAAAGGCUCAAACGUUGUGCAAUAUCAUUAAAGACACUAAAGUGUUUGGGCAGUGUUAUGAAGUGGUCAACUACCAGCCAUACUUUGACCGCUGUCUCCAUGAGACAUGCUUAAAAUCAGCCAGUGGUCCAAACACCCCAUUUUGUAAUAUUCUUUCUGAGUAUGCUAAGAAAUGCGCUGACAAUGGGAAGUUUAUUAAAUGGUAUGAAUCUCAGGAGCUGUCGAAUCUAUGCCCCUUUCAGUGCGAUGUUGGUAAAUCAGAAGUCUACUCAGUCUGCCAUUCUCUGAAAAGCAGUCACUGCAGUGAUUUUACAACCAUUAAGGGAAAAUGUCAGGAAGAAUGUAUUCCUGGUUGUGGAUGUCCAAAGAAUAUGCACUACGACAGUACAGGCAAUUGUGUUCCGCUGGCCGAUUGUUCGUGUUAUGAUAAGAAGCAACCAAGCAAAACAUUCAAGUCUGGACAGAUGUUAAGAAAAGCUUGUUCAAAAUGUACAUGCAGCAAUGCAGAAUGGGAUUGCGAGAAAAAAUCUUGUGAUGAAAUUAUAUGUCCAAAAUAUCAAAUAUACAUCACAAAGACAGCAAUAUGCCAAAAGACAUGUGCAAACUUUGAUCAAAUGAUGAAGUGUGAAGAAAAAGAUAAAGUUAUUGACGAGUGUGGCUGUCCCGAAGGAAAAGUCAUGUCUCACAACGGUAGAUGUGUAGAAAAAGAUGAAUGCCCUUGUAGAUAUGACAAUAAAUGGUAUAAGCCAGGACACAAAAUUAAAAUUGGAUGCAAAGAAUUAAUUUGCAGGAAGAAUGUUUGGGUGACAGUUUCGAAAUCUGACUGCGCAGCAACUUGUUGGGCAGCCGGUGACCCUCACUAUCAAACAUUAGACGGUAAAAGUUAUACCUUUAUGGGAAAUUGUAUGUACGUGCUUUCCAGGUCUUUGGACAAAACAUUCUCUAUUAUCACUAAGAAUGUGAAAUGUGGUUUGAGUAGUGUGACCUGUACAAAAGCUAUUGAGGUAGCCAUUAAAAAACAGAAAAUUUUCAUGACUCGAGGAGUUGGGCUAAAAGUGAACGAGAACUUAAUCAAUCAAACCUUUGCAAAAUUUCAAGAUAUUAUUAUUUCCAGAAGUGGAUUUUUCUAUCACAUCUUCACAAACAUCGGCCUGGUGAUCCAAUGGGAUGGAGCGACACGAGUUUAUGUGCAUGUUUCUCCUGUCUGGAUGGGAAAAGUUGAAGGUCUCUGCGGAAAUUAUGAUGGAAAUGCUGAAAAUGAUUUCAGAGGCCCCGAUAAUGCUGUUAGAAAUCUAGCGUCUGAUUUCGGUCAUAGCUGGCGGUUACAGGAUUGCAUGGCUGUUCCACAAACGAAACCGAGUGAUGAGAAGAUAUUUUGUAAUAGUCCAGAGAGGAAAAUGUGGGCACAAAGUGCAUGCAAUCCCAUCAGACGAGGCCCGCUUUUCGAAAGAUGUCGCCAAGCUACUGGCGAUAAAUAUAAAACAUACUAUGACGACUGUGUUCAAGAUGCUUGCGGUUGUGAUACAGGUGGUGACUGCGAAUGUUUAUGCGCAGCUAUAUCAAACUUUGCAGACAUGUGCAGCAGACAUAACAUUUAUAUCAAAUGGAGAAGUCAAGAAUUGUGUCCAAUUCAAUGUGAAGAAAACUUCCGCUAUUCAACAUGUGGUUCUCCCUGUCCUCAGACCUGUAGAAAUAUUGGUGAUGAACCAGAACCUUAUUGUAAAACUACAAAAUGCAUCGAAGGCUGUUUCUGUGCUCCUGGAUUUAUAAGAGAUGGUAAGAAAUGUGUCCCUGCAAUUGAGUGUCCAUGCUAUAUGAACGGUCUGAGAUACAGCCCUGGGACAAAGCUAAAUAUGAAUUGCAAAGAAUGUGUCUGCUCCGUGGGUAAAUUCCAAUGCACUAAGAUUAAAGAUUGUCCCAAGAAAUGCCAGCCAGGUGAAUUCCGGUGUGCUAUGGGAGAGUGUAUUGCCAACAAAUACAAAUGCGACAAGACUAUCGAUUGUAGAGAUGGAUCGGAUGAAUUAAAUUGCAACUAUACCUGUAAACCUGGAGAAUUUGAGUGCGGUGAUGGAAACUGUAUCCCUCUAUCUAAAAAAUGUAAUGGUCUACCAGAUUGUGUGCUUGGUAGUGAUGAAACAAACUGCAACGUAACAUGCCACAACACCCAGUUUACCUGCAAAAAUAAGAAAUGCAUUCCGAAAUCUUUCAAGUGUGAUGGUCAUGUGGAUUGUGGUAUUGAUGACAAUUCAGACGAAACCAGUUGCCCUACCGAGAGAUGUAACGCCCGCGAGUUCACAUGUAGUAUGUCUGGUAACUGUAUACCAAUAACAAAGAAAUGCGAUGGUCAUGAUGACUGCGGAGAUGCAAGUGAUGAGAUCGGCUGCACGUGUACGUGUAAGGAUCAAUUCACAUGCGGGUCCUGCGAUUGUAUACCUAAGGAGAAGCAGUGCGACGGCAAAAUAGAUUGCUCUGACGGCUCUGACGAAAAGUGUGCAUGUUCUGUAGAUGAAUUUACUUGUAACAACAAACAGUGUAUCGAUUCGAAGUUGAAAUGCAACGAUAAAAAAGACUGUACAGACGGUUCUGAUGAACUUUACUGUAAAAUUUCAACAUUACCUCCAUUAUCAUUUGAGAAUUUCGAAGACGAGGUGACGGGUCAUCAAUCCAAAGAUGAAAGUGUUCAUUCAUUUACAACUACAGCUACUACUCUUGUAACAACUACUUCCCCUGCAACAACUAUUCCUUCCGUACCAACUACAACAGGACCUGAAUCUACUACUGAAACACGUACACCAUCUCCUAAAACAACCAUACCAUCUACAACAGGUGCGCCGUGUGAUGCGAUAACACUCGAUUACAAUUCAGCUGAAGUAUUAAUUACAACUUCAAGUUCUAUUACCCCGCCACGCGAUGUUUUAAAAGGAUCGUACAAGAACUGGGUCGCUAAGAGCGAACCGAAUUCAUGGUUAGAAAUUAGUUUCCAAACAAAAUAUGACGUAACAGUUUUAGGAAUAGGUUUCGUUUUAGACAACGCCCUCAGCUUUCAAUUGGAUUAUGUCAAAGAAAAUGAUAUAGUGGUUGAUACAAAGGUGAAAAAGGGGAUUCAAGGACAGGAAAACAUCUUGUUCAGCACGCCUGAUGGUACAAAAGUAAGGACUCUAAAACUAAAAAUUUCACCGAUACCGCAGAGAAACCUCAUUGUGGACAACUUGUUUUUAAAAAUCUGCAAUAUGCCUUUCGAUCUUAUUCAAUCGACAACCACGAUACCAAUGACGACAUCUUCCUGUACAAUUUUUGGAAAGAUGUUGUGUAGGGAUUCCGUCACAUGUGCGACGAUUUGUGAUGGCCAAGUAGAAUGUUCCGAUGGAAGCGACGAGAAAGGUUGUAAAACAACAGUCCCUACUACAGCACCUACAACAGAUGUGGUUGCAGUUGCUUGUUCUAUUGCACUGCUAUGUGGGAUCCAGAUUUCUCAAAAGCAUUUUUGGAACUCCUUUCUUCAAUGUCAGUUUACUCUUCUGCUUAUGACAGGUUUAACAUUCCUGGCUACCUGCUACAAUAGACGACACCUGGUAAUUUUCGAUACGUCUUCCCUGCCACAACUUUUGAAGAUUUCUCUAUUUGUCAGACAUAAGUUCCGCACAACUUCCCUUUCCACGCGUGAUAAAGUAAGAUUCAAAGCAACCCUCGACUUACCCUUAUCUGCCCUCGACCGAACAGGAAUAGGAGAUUGCACAAAUUUCUUCACUCUUCGGUGA
This is a messenger RNA of Octopus bimaculoides (California two-spot octopus), 4986 nucleotides long. RefSeq lists its product as uncharacterized. Lineage: Eukaryota; Metazoa; Mollusca; Cephalopoda; Octopoda; Octopodidae. Gene Ontology annotation, molecular function: protein binding. Gene Ontology annotation, cellular component: extracellular matrix. The record is from RefSeq and is a predicted model, not a curated record.